Molecule: messenger RNA, 960 nt
Organism: Dracunculus medinensis (Guinea worm)
Lineage: Eukaryota; Metazoa; Nematoda; Chromadorea; Rhabditida; Dracunculidae
Source: the annotation of a GenBank genome assembly
AUGAUUAUUUAUGGUCGUUUUGCGAGUAGCUUGGUGCUAGCUGAACAUGGUGAUGGAAAAUUAAACAUGGUAACACUCAAUGCAGUUACUGCUGCUUCGAAACUUGGAGAUGUCUCAGUUCUUGUUACUGGCGCAGAUAUGAAAAGUAUUGCUCAGCAGUUAACAAAAGUGGAACAUGUUAAGCGGGUUAUUAUGGCUGAAGAUGAGAAGCUAAAGGUUCAGUUACCAGAGCUGGUUACUAAUGUUGUGCUAGCAUCACAAAAACGAUUUGGUUUCUCUAGUAUUAUUGCUGGUUCAUCUACAUUUGGCAGGGGAAUUAUACCUCGUGUCGCUGCCAAAUUGGAUGUGUCGCCGAUUAGUGAUAUUACUUUCAUUCAUUCAGAAAAUACUUUUAGUCGACCGAUAUAUGCUGGUAGUGCAAUAUGUAAGGUGAAAAGUUUAGCAUCAGUCAAAUUGAUAACAGUCCGUGGCACUGCCUUUUCUCCUGCAAAUAUCGGUGGUGGAAGUGGUGCAAUAGAAAUUGCACCAUCAGCUGAUCUUGAUUUUGCAAAAACUGAAUUUUUGAGUCAAGAUGUCAGCAAUUCCGGUCGUCCAGAUUUGCAAACAGCUAAAAUAGUCGUCUCAGGUGGUAGAGGGGUCGGCUCCAGUGAAAAUUUUAAGCUCAUAUAUGAUUUGGCACAUAAACUGAAUGGAGGUGUUGGUGCUUCUAGGGCAGCGGUUGAUGCUGGUUAUGCACCAAAUGAUUUGCAAGUUGGACAAACAGGAAAAAUUGUUGCACCGGAGUUAUAUAUUGCCGUGGGUAUCAGCGGUGCUAUUCAGCAUUUAGCAGGAAUGAAGGACAGUAAAACAAUAGUUGCAAUUAACAAGGAUCCAGAUGCUCCAAUAUUCCAGGUCGCUGACUUUGGAUUGAAGGCUGAUUUGUUCCAGGCCAUACCUGAAUUAAUAAAAGCGCUGGAGUAA